AAAUUCUAGCAAGGAAGGGAAAGAAGAAAAAAACACUCCGAUGGCAGUUGCUUCUCCGAUCUCUUCAUUUGUCUUCGUCAUCUUCUCCUUCUUUCUCAUCCCCGCAACUCUUUCAAUAGCAUCUGAAUCUCCAGAGACUUUCAUCGUCCACGUAUCAAGAUCUGAUAAGCCAACUAUAUUCACCACCCAUCACCACUGGUUCUCCUCCAUUAUCGCAUCACUCCCUCCUUCUCACCACCCCUCCAAACUCCUCUACACCUAUCACCGUUCAAUCCACGGAUUCUCUGCAAGCCUCACCGCAGCCCAAGCAACAGAGCUCCGUCGCAUCUCCGGCGUCCUCUCCGUCAUCCCAGACCGUGUCCGUUUCAUCCACACCACUCGGACUCCUCACUUCCUCGGCCUUGCCGACUCCUUCGGCUUGUGGCCCAACUCCAAUUACGCCGAUGACGUUAUCAUCGGUGUCCUUGACACCGGAAUCUGGCCGGAACGCCCAUGUUUCGCCGACACCGGCAUCUCUCCGGUUCCCUCUACUUGGAAAGGUAUUUGCGAGACCGGCCCAGACUUUCCUGAAUCGUCAUGUAAUCGGAAAAUCAUCGGUGCCAGAGCUUAUCACAGAGGCUAUGAAGCUGGACUUGGAAAGCCAAUGGAGGAAAUAAAAUCUCCGAGAGAUAUAGAAGGUCAUGGAACUCACACAGCUUCCACAGCUGCUGGAUCUGUGGUUGCUAACGCGAGCUUCUAUCAGUAUGCGAAAGGUGAAGCUAGGGGUAUGGCGAUUAAAGCUAGAAUUGCAGCUUACAAGAUCUGUUGGAGGUCAGGUUGUUACGAUUCGGAUAUAUUAGCUGCGAUGGACCAAGCGAUUACCGAUGGUGUUCACGUGAUCUCUCUGUCUGUUGGAGCCACAGGCCAUGCCCCGGAAUAUGAUCACGAUUCCAUAGCAAUCGGAGCUUUCAGAGCCGCAGAACACGGCGUUCUCGUAUCAUGCUCCGCUGGAAAUUCCGGUCCCGAUCCGUACACUGUCGUCAACAUCGCUCCUUGGAUUCUCACCGUCGGUGCUUCGACCAUCGAUCGAGAGUUUCCAGCUGAUGUGAUUCUCGGAGAUGGUAGGAUCUUUGGUGGAGUGUCCUUGUAUUCGGGAGAUCCACUAGGAGAAACCAAACUCCCAUUGGUCAAUGCCGAGGACUGUGGAAGCAAAUAUUGUUACUCAGGGAAGUUAAAUUCUUCAAAAAUUGCCGGAAAAAUUGUUCUCUGCGAUCGUGGUGGCAAUGGGAGAGUAGCGAAAGGAAGUGUCGUGAAACUCGCAGGAGGUGCGGGAAUGAUACUUGCGAACUUGGCUGACAGUGGCGAAGAACUCAUCGCCGAUUCGCAUCUCGUUCCGGCGAGUAUGGUAGGUCAGACCGCAGGUGAUAAAAUCAGAGAUUACAUCGGAUCUGAUUCAUCACCAACCGCGACGAUUGCCUUCCAAGGCACGGUUGUUGGAACAUCACCAUCGGCGCCACGUGUCGCGGCGUUUUCAAGUCGUGGACCGAAUUAUCGGACGGCGGAGAUUCUUAAACCGGAUGUUAUAGCUCCUGGUGUGAAUAUUUUGGCCGGUUGGACCGGAUAUACUGGUCCUACAGAUCUGGACAUCGAUACGCGAAGAGUGAAUUUCAAUAUUAUUUCAGGCACGUCCAUGUCCUGUCCUCAUGUGAGUGGAUUGGCUGCAUUGCUGCGUAAGGCGAACCCCAAGUGGACCCCAGCUGCUAUCAAAUCAGCAUUAAUGACCACGGCUUAUAACGUAGACAACACUGGUAAGUCUAUUACUGAUCUUGCCACUGGAGAAGGAUCAACGCCGUUUGUUCAUGGCGCCGGACACGUGGAACCAAACAAAGCUUUGGAUCCGGGGUUGGUAUAUGAUAUGGGCGUUGGUGAUUACGUAGCAUUUCUUUGCGCCAUUGGAUAUGACUCCAAGAGAAUAGCCGUGUUUGUGGGAGAUCCUGCUAUGGUGGAUUGUGGUGCACUGAGUUUAGGUAGUCCUGGGAAUCUGAAUUACCCAUCCUUCUCUGUAGUGUUUGAUACUAACAAUCGUGUGGUCAAAUAUAAGAGGGUGGUUAAAAACGUUGGGAGUUUGGUUGAUGUUGUUUAUGAGGUGCAAGUGAGUGCUCCUCCACCGGCGGUUGAGGUUAGUGUAUCGCCAAGCAAGCUGGCGUUUAGUAGGGAAAAUCAGACGUUAUCGUAUGAGAUUACAUUCAGUAGUGUUGAAUUGGAGAGAGUUGGUGGUGCAACCAAGUCCGCAUUUGGGUCCAUUGAGUGGACUGAUGGGGUUCAUCUUGUUAGAAGCCCAAUUGCUGUGGAGUGGCGUGAGGAUUCAAUGGUUACCAUGUAAGAAGGUCCUGUGCUGAUUAAUUUAUUUUGCAUGGCAAGAAGAUGAUUGAGAAUUCAGUUGGGGUUGGUGGUUUGGCUGUUGAUAUCUGAUGAUGUGAGCUAGUGUGAGCUUUUCCUUCUUUUCUGAAAGUUAAUCGACCUGUUGUACAAAUAAUGAAGAUUCCUUUCACCAAAUUAGGUCUUGGUUAUUUUUUAAUUGUUUGGUUUUUUGCAUCACAAAAGCAUGUUUCCAAGUUGUUCUGUGUUCCAAAUUGUAUUCGAG
Molecule: messenger RNA, 2623 nt
Organism: Ilex paraguariensis (yerba mate)
Lineage: Eukaryota; Viridiplantae; Streptophyta; Magnoliopsida; Aquifoliales; Aquifoliaceae
Source: the annotation of a GenBank genome assembly